CUUAAUGAACAGCGCAUAUACUUUCACUGUGAAAAGGGCGAGAGGGGGAACAGGGGAGUCCCAAACCCUACCCCCGCCGCCCCCUCAAAUUCCCAACCUAUCCCGCCGGAACACCGCGAAUUGCUCGCCGGAGCGCCCUCUUCCCCGACGCCGGUAGGCAGAUUCGCCGCCCAAACCGGCCGUGCGAGAGUCGCCGCCGCUGGGGGUUCGCAACGCCGCCGUUGCUCGCCAUCGUCCGCAGCGCCCUAGUUGAUCGGAAUCUGAUCUGACGUACGGAGCACCGGCGACCAGUCACCAUGCCGGGAACCGGAGGCGCGACCGUCCUGGACGACCUUUCCGAGUGGAUCGUUGUCGAAGAGAUCCUCAUCCGUUUGCCGCCCAAGGACAUCCUCCGCUGCCGCGCCGUCCGCAGGUGGUGGCACAGUGCCACCUCCACCGACAAGUUCAUGCUGGACCACCACCGCCGCCAGCCCUUGCUCCCGAUGCUCAGCCAAGUCGUCGACCCGCAGCCGCAGGAAGCCCGCCUCCUGUUUUCCUUUGAUGCCGGUGCAGGCCAGCAAAAACUCUGCCCUGUUGUCCGGACCUACGACUACGGUAAACUCCAGGCCGCCUGUGAUGGCCUCCUCAUUGUCUCCCACGGAUCCAUGACGGAUGAGUUCAUCUGCAACCCGGUCACCCGCAAGUCUGCCCGCCUAGCAAAGCCUCUGGCCCAACAGGGUUAUUACCACCAGAUUAUCGGCUUCUACCGGCACCAACCAUCUGGAGGAGAAUUCCGAGUUCUAUGGAUCUCUAGUCCGGCAAUCUACAAUGCAUACAACACAAAUUACAGAACUUUCUACUACGUCAUAGCGGCGGGAUCCGAUAAUACAAGAUACAUGAGACAAGGAUGCAUACCACAACCAAUAUCCUCGUCGCCUUCCUUGGAGCUGGCAUUACGCAGGGGCCUGCCUGAUUCGUCCCAAUAUCCACCAGUCCACCACCGUGGCGGCCUGCACUGGAAACUUGGAAAAUACCACGGCUGCGAUGCGGACUACAUAAUGGUGUUCAACACAUCAGCUGAAAAAUUUCGAUUGAUGUGUCGUCCUGCCCGAUUGGGCAACUGCUUACAGGAGUCAUUGCUGGAGAUGAAUGACACUCUUGCUUUGUGCAGCAUCAGUAGUGACAAACACACCAUAGAUGUUUGGGUGGUACAGGAUUACGAUGCCGAGACCUGGUCUUUCAAGCAUCAGAUUAAUUUGACCGGGGUGGAUCCAUCAGCGCUUGUUGAUCCAGAGGUGACAAUGAUCCCUAGGAUGGCUGCUCUCAGUGAGGGUGUUCUGCUGAUCCAGUUCACUCGUAGGCGUGUGUUGCAUUUUGACAUCGAUGGCAAGUUCUUAGGAUAUGUGAAGAGCAAAGAUGACCAAGAAAUCGACUUAUGGGUUACCAAUCAUUACCUCCGAGGGAGCGUUAUUCCCCUUCCACUGCCCCAUGAGAUGAGAGAUGAAGAUGGUGCAAGUCAGGAGCCUCCAUUUUUCGUUGGAUUGUAGGAUACAGUGCUUGAUCCUGAUGUUCUACACUGCAGAUUUAAGCUUUGGGAACAGUGAUGCGAUAAAAUUCUCAACCAUCAAUGUCGAUGUGAAUUUUCUUUUGUUGCGGGGAAUUUAUGUGAACUCUUUGUAGAAUCCAUUAUUCUCAAGUUGCUUCUAUCCACAUGGUGUUUUAGUGUUAAGUCUGAAGAGGGUGGAUGAGACUCCAUUCAGCUGCUCAUGUGUCAGUCUGAAGAGCUCACGAAGCUAGCUAGUUAUUGUGUGCAUCAUGUCAUGAUGUGAUGUGCUUGGCUCUUGUUCAUCUGGUGUCUUAAUUUGUAGUACUUCAUAGUAUGCUUGUACUUGCUAGCAAUGCAUCUUGGAAAGUUGGAAGGAUAAGGAGGCAGCCAGCAGUCUACUGGUGUAAACCUGAACUGAACUGAGCUCUCACAACUGAGUAGACUCUGCUUUCUAUGUAAUUUUUUUAAAACAGCAGACUCUGCUUUCUAUGUAAGCAGUAUGGUAAUCCUGAUUCUGCUGGAUGGAUGGAUGCUAAACACUGCGAAGUAUGAUCUAUGGAGACCAAAGCUUAUGGAAACA
Messenger RNA from Triticum aestivum (bread wheat), 2105 nucleotides. RefSeq lists its product as uncharacterized. Lineage: Eukaryota; Viridiplantae; Streptophyta; Magnoliopsida; Poales; Poaceae. The record is from RefSeq and is a predicted model, not a curated record. Gene Ontology annotation, molecular function: protein binding. The transcript is spliced from 4 exons. The coding region runs from base 297 to 1526 and encodes 409 amino acids.